This is a messenger RNA of Syzygium oleosum, 2193 nucleotides long. Its product is annotated as metal transporter Nramp6.1-like. Gene Ontology annotation, cellular component: membrane. Lineage: Eukaryota; Viridiplantae; Streptophyta; Magnoliopsida; Myrtales; Myrtaceae. Gene Ontology annotation, biological process: metal ion transport. The transcript has 7 exons. Gene Ontology annotation, molecular function: cadmium ion transmembrane transporter activity; manganese ion transmembrane transporter activity. The record is from RefSeq and is a predicted model, not a curated record. The coding region runs from base 811 to 1893 and encodes 360 amino acids.
UAGGCUUGUAAUUUUUUUUGUUUGUGUUCAUCUGAAUGUUCUUUAUUUUAUAGAUUGCUGUUGCUUGCCUUUUGUUUGCCGAGCCACUUCCUUGCCUGAUUCUGUCAUUCGUUCUUGUAUAUUUGGUUCUUCAAAUCUGUGUGACUGUUAGUUUGCAUGGGCCGUAUUCCAUGUGUGACGAUACCCUCUUGAAUUUGAAAAAGUUGAUUCUUGAUUCUAGGGCUAAACUUUCAAAGGAGACGAGUCAUGCAUCUAACUAACAUUGUCUAAACUAAUUCUUACACAAGCUAUGUAUAAGAUGAAAUUCCUUGUCUGAAACCAGCACUUGAUACGUAAUUUUGCUUGAUAUUGAUCUGGUGGGGACUGGGAGUCAUAAAACUACAUGGCAAAGUCCAGAGAAGUGUCUUUUUUUCUGGUGCAAGCAAAGUAAAGAGUGAGAAACUGAUAUCCUCGGUUCUUUAUGGUAUGGUUCUGUACCAUAGAAAUUUUAGAUGAUCUAAAGUGAGGCUGUUUUCUCAAAAAAGGACUCAUAAGGGAUUUUGUCUCAAUUAAAGCCCUGAAGUUGCCAACUUAGUCUCAAAUAAGGCUCUGAGUUAACUAGUCGGCCAAAUCUUUGCCGGCCAGUGAGCCCAUGCAUCUCAAGUGCAUCUUUCGUGUGAUGCACUGCCACAUCGGUCACGAAGAUUUGGUUGACGGUGAGUCGGGGGCCUUAUUUAAGAUUAAGUUGGCCUUCAACUCUGAAAUGCACGACUAGUGUUGCUCAAAAUUUUCUGGUUUCUUGUGAAAUUGUUGCAGGUAAGGAAGCUGGAAAUGCUGAUAACAGCGCUGGUGUUCAUAAUGGCAGCAUGUUUUUUGGGGGAAAUGAGUUAUGUGAAGCCUCCCGCAUCUGAUGUCCUGAUGGGCAUGUUUGUCCCUAAGCUUAGUGGUCAAGGAGCCACUGGCGAUGCGAUCGCUCUGCUGGGUGCCCUCAUCAUGCCGCACAACCUAUUUCUCCAUUCUGCAUUGGUGUUGUCCAGGAAAGUACCCAAAUCUGUCUGUGGCAUCAAUGAUGCCUGCAGAUAUUUCCUUAUAGAAAGCGGUUUCGCAUUGCUAGUAGCCUUUCUGAUAAAUGUUGCAGUUGUCUCGGUGUCGGGCGCCGUUUGCUCGGCCAAGAAUCUGUCCAAUAGCAAUAACGACAUGUGCAAUGAUCUCACACUUAACUCUGCAUCGUUUCUCUUAAAGAAUGUGUUGGGAAGAUCAAGCUCGACCAUAUACGCCAUCGCGCUGCUGGCGUCCGGCCAGAGUUCUGCCGUCACAGGCACCUAUGCAGGGCAAUUCAUAAUGCAGGGAUUUCUGGACCUAAAGAUGAAGAAGUGGACAAGGAACUUGUUGACAAGGUGCAUCGCCAUCACGCCUAGUCUUAUUGUCUCAAUUAUAGGCGGAUCUUCUGGUGCAGGGCAACUCAUUAUCAUUGCAUCGAUGAUUCUUUCUUUUGAACUUCCAUUCGCUCUCAUCCCUCUCCUCAAGUUUAGUAGCAGUAAGACCAAGAUGGGACCACACAAGAACUCCGUCAUUAUAAUUGUCAUCUCGUGGAUGCUUGGCUUCGGUAUAAUUGGCAUCAACAUAUAUUACCUGAGCACUGGUUUUGUAAAUUGGCUGAUUCACAACAGUGUACCAAGAGUGGCGAACAUGUUUGUCGGGAUCAUUGUUUUUCCCUUAAUGGCAGUCUAUAUCUUUGCGGUAAUCUAUCUGACCUGCCGGAGGGACACUGUCGUAACUUUCAUAGAGCCAACCAAGCACGACCCAACAGAAUCGAGCCACAUAGAGAGCGGGUUGAAGGGUGCCGAUGGAGGAGAGGAGGAAGAUGAAAUCCCAUACAGAGAAGAUUUGGCCGAUAUCGCUCUGCCCGAAUAGGAAGUUGUGAUUGAGGAGCAUCAGCAUUGACCAUGUUGGUUAGUGACUCGUGUCAUGACCUAUGAGGUCAUAAGUUGCUGUAAUCUAAGUGGGUCUUUAUGCUUUCCCUGUCGCUUGUUAAUGGUAGUGAAGUGAUUAGGCAAUAUUGGAAUGUAGUAGUUUUUGCUUGAUUAAAGUCGUACAAAUAUUCUAUCCACGUUCCUAGGCAGCAUCCCUUAAGUGAGCUCGACGAGCCAUGUCUUCCAUCUCACUACCCCGCUCGGCCCAGCGGCGGAAAGUUUGACCUAGAAUCAUGCGAUU